Zootermopsis nevadensis is the source of this 1716-nucleotide messenger RNA. Lineage: Eukaryota; Metazoa; Arthropoda; Insecta; Blattodea; Termopsidae. The record is from RefSeq and is a predicted model, not a curated record.
AGGGCAGCAGUAGGACCGUGGCCCUAUUGUGGAGCAAAGAACUUCAAAAUAAAAAGAGAGUUUCAAACCAGCUCAUGCACAUAACAGACUGGUUACCGACUUUAUACACGGCUGCUGGAGGGGACGUUUCGCAAUUGACGGGUAUCGACGGGGUGGACAUGUGGGAUGCUAUUUCCCGCGACCUCCCGUCACCUCGCACGAGUCUGCUGCUCAAUAUCGACGACAGCAGUGGGUACUCGGCCCUGCGGUUGGGAAGAUACAAGUAUGUCAAUGGGAGCUUUCUGUUUGGAAACCUGGACACGUGGACCGAAAACCCGUGUACUGACGAGGACGAUCCUAGGUACGACACAGCAGCAGUUCUGAGUAGCUUGACGGCCGACGCUGUCGCAUCCUGCACGGCUCCAGCUACCAGACACGAUCUGGAGGAACUGCGAAUCCAAGCUACGGUCCGUUGCAAUGCUCCGGCCCUCAAGCCCUGCAGACCCUUACAGCAGCCCUGCGUCUUCGACGUCCUGUCAGAUCCUUGCGAGAGGCAAAACCUAUACCAGAAGAAUAGUGACACGCUGAAGCUUCUGGAGAUGACAAUGGCAGCCUAUAGGCGCACUGCGGUGAAGCCUAACAACAGGCGUUCUGACAAAUUUGCUGACCCAAAGUAUUGGAAUAACACGUGGACCUACUGGCAGGAUCUCCCAUUUCCUUUGAUCACAAAAGGACACGGAAAAUAACAUAGCAUUAUGCAAAAACUAGUUUUAAGUUUGUGUCUAAUUUCCCACAGCCAUUUUGUUCAGUAAUGGCGUAAAAUAUCUGACAUAUUCACAAGUAUUUUUUUAAAAGUAUGUGUGGACAUCCAUGUAUGUAUAUUUGUAUGUGUAUGUAUUUAUGUAUGUGCAUGCAUGUGUAUAUGCUAAUCUAAACUGUGUGCAAUUUCAGAUAGUCAACUUGUGACAAAGGUUCAGUCGACAUAAGUUCGGAUAUUUAUAAAUAAAAAGGUUUCUUCUUCUGUAUGAAUUUAGCAUCAGGACUACUGGACGAAACUUGAUUAAAUUUGAUAGGCGGCGUUUACAACAAGAUAACUGAAUUAAUUUCUUUUCAGUUCAUAUCGUGCCAACAUUACCUAUUAAUUUAAAAUAAGUUCAAAUACGACUUCACCUGAUUUUCCCAGAACGGUCCAUCCUAUAACAACAUUCGCUAUAUUAAACAUGAAUAUCAACAAGAUUACGUUUUAAGCACAGCUUCGUUAAUAGUUGAAGUGAGACUCAUGUGAAUUAGGAGUUAGAUCGAACUUAGAUCAAUUCUAAAGCUUUUACUGCAAACCGCCAACACAAAAUCUAAACCGAAAUGCGUUCAAUAGUUUUCAAAUUGACACGCAAAUAUUGCGGCAACCUUUUACGAAAGAGUUUCCGGGACCCCCGUGCAUGUGACUUAUUAAGCCCCCUGUAACGUCUGGACACCUGCGUGUGUACUGUAAGUUGAAUAACGGACAGUUUUAAUGUUUACGCACUCAUCAGAUGAUACGGAGAUCGAGGUGAAUACUCUAAAUCCAUAUCAAACACUGUAUCUGAUAAGACAUAAGUGUGCAUUUAACUAAUUAGCGCAGUGACUUAAUAAAAAUGCUUAUGUUUUGUCGUAAUUUUUUUCAGGGCUCGUUUAGGGGCCAACGUACGUCUGUCUGACCCCAAUCGCAUCGAUUUUUAAUAAAACAGGCAUUAUUUUGAA